Messenger RNA from Cavia porcellus (domestic guinea pig), 1842 nucleotides. It is a transcript of the gene Sigirr, whose product is annotated as single Ig and TIR domain containing. The coding region runs from base 480 to 1706 and encodes 408 amino acids. Lineage: Eukaryota; Metazoa; Chordata; Mammalia; Rodentia; Caviidae. Gene Ontology annotation, biological process: signal transduction. The record is from RefSeq and is a predicted model, not a curated record. The transcript is spliced from 11 exons.
AAACCAACAAAAGCCAGGUCCUCACUGAGUUUGGCUGUGUAUCAAAGGCAGCUGAGGGUCUGUGGAUGCUGCCUGCAACUCAGCUGAAGGGAGAGCUUGCUCCCAACCAUAUGAGUGACUUCAAUGACCAACUCCUUCCAGGAGGAAAGAUCUGGAACCAGCCCCACUAGGAACACGACUCAGCUGUACCAGCUCUAGACAGAACUGUGUCGAGCCAAGUCUGGGGUCCCUGGAUGUAUCACCACAUGAAAAAGAAAUGGGGACAUUCUUUCCUGCAAAGUCUCAGGGAAUCAGGGACAGAGAUGUCCUGGGGAGCACAGCAGCCUCUGACCUGUCCAGGCAUCCUGUCCAACCAGCCACAAGGACAGAGACAGGCCCUGCCCACUCCUUGGUGGACCCAUCUGCUCUGUUAAGGAGCCCUGUGGAGCAGUGGCGGCCCCAGAAUCCAGCCUGACCUGAAGAGGCCCUACCCAGAGCCCAUGGCAGGUGAAUGCGACAGGGCCCCACACUUCCUCUCCCCAAUUAAAGAGCAGGCCCUGGGGCCUUCCCUAGGCAGUGCAGUUGCUCUGAAUUGCACAGCUUGGGUGGCCUCUGGACCCCACUGCCUCCCACCUUCAGUCCAGUGGCUAAAAGAUGGGCUUCCGCUGGGCAACAUAAGCCACUACCAUGAGGACUCCUGGGUCAAGACCAGAUUAUCAGAGGUGCUUGUGUCCAGUGUCCUGUGCAUCAAUGUGACCAAAGCUGAGGACUAUGGGACCUUCACCUGCUCUGUCCACAAUGUCAACUCCUUCUCCUUCAUUCUUCAGAGAGCUGGCCUGGCGGGCCACGUGGCUGCAGUGUUGGCCGCCCUCCUGGUCCUACUGGUCCUGCUGCUGGCAGGGCUACUGUAUGUGAAGUGUCGCCUCAACGUGCUGCUCUGGUAUCACGACACGCAUGGGGAGGUGGAAAUGAAUGACGGGAAGCUCUACGACGCCUUCGUCUCCUACAGUGACUACCCGGACGACCGCAAGUUCGUGAAUUUCAUCCUGCAGCCGCAGCUAGAGCGGCGUCAAGGUUACAAGCUCCUCCUGGAUGACCGCGACCUUCUGCCCCGCGCAGAGCCCUCUGCAGACCUGCUAGUGAACCUGAGCCGCUGCCGGCGCCUCAUCGUGGUGCUGUCGGACUCCUUCCUAGGACGGGCCUGGUGCAGCCACAGCUUCCGGGAGGGCUUGUGCAGGCUGCUGGAGCUGACGCGCAGGCCCAUCUUCAUCACCUUCGAGGGCCCGCGGCGCGAUCCUGCGCACCCUGCGCUGCGCCUACUGCGCCAGCACCGCCACCUGGUCACCCUGCUACUCUGGAGGCCGGGUUCCGCGAUGCCGUCCUCGGAUUUUUGGAAAGAGCUGCAGCUUGCACUGCCGCGGAAGGUGCAGUACAGGCCGGCUGAAGGGGACCCUCAGACCCAUCUUCAGGAUGACAACGACCCCAUGCUGAUCAUGCGAGGUCGUGCCGCUGAGGGCUGGGCUCUGGAGCGGGAGCUGGACCCCGACCCUGAGGGAGACCUGGGUGUACGAGGGCCUGUCUUUGGGAAGCCACCAGUUCCACCGCAUGCAAGUGGGGUCUCAAUGGGAGAGGGCCGUGGCAUCGAGAUGGACAACUCCGACCUUGGCUCUGGAAACUACAGUGUUCGCACAGAUUUCUACUGCCUGGUGUCUGAGGAGGAUGUGUAGCCCUUACUCCAGCCUGGGAGCCAGGAGCAGGCAGGUUCCUGCCAUGCAGUAUGAUUAAAACCUGCCUGUAGCCCAGAGCUUCUAAGGGAAGGAGUGUGAGCCCAAGGUUCCAGAAAAUAAAGUCCUUUGGCUUUUA